Pyrenophora tritici-repentis Pt-1C-BFP is the source of this 1065-nucleotide messenger RNA. Its product is annotated as WSC multi-domain protein. NCBI's taxonomy places the organism in Eukaryota, Fungi, Ascomycota, Dothideomycetes, Pleosporales, Pleosporaceae. The record is from RefSeq and is a predicted model, not a curated record.
AUGGAGCGCACAUAUGCAUCCUCGUUAAUAGGCCUAGCUGCCCUGUUCGUAUUGCUACUUUCCAUUAAACCAGUACGCGCCGCAGACUGGGUACAGUCAUAUUGCUCGUCACAAAAUACUGGCAGCGAUAACACUGAAUACACAUGGCAGUGGCAAUCCAAUGGCAACUGCACCAACCAUUGCAAACAGGCUGGCAACAACUUUGCCUUUGCCGUCUUAAAAUACACCGAGUGCUGGUGUUCCAACUACAUUCCCGCCGAUCAAACCGACGUGAGCAACUGCCAGGUCGAUUGUCCCGGCUUUCCAGAUGAAAAAUGCGGCAACAAAAAAGAAAAUCUCUACAUGUACAUUCAAAUGGACGGUAAACCAUCCGGCACCAUGGGCGGCUCCCAGCCUUCGUCGACUGCCGCAGCCCCUACCUCUCAGACACAGGCUGAGACUUCAAAAGCUCCUACCCAGAAAUCCUCCACUACCCCCGCCCCGGAUCGUUCUCCCUCCCAGACCCAGCAGCCCGUCACGAUGCCGACCUUGGUCACUGAAAGCGGUGUCGUCGUUACCCGCACCGUCGUCAUCACACCUUCAGCAGCAGCUUCCGAUGGAUCGAAGCCUGAACCCAAAUCCAACGUAGGCGCAAUUGCAGGUGGUGUCGCCGGCGGAUUUGUCCUUUUGAUAGCCAUUGUUGGUGGCAUUCUAUUCUUACUGUGGAGAAAGAGGAGGAGGCAGCAAGAUCAAGAGAACGGAAGCGGCGAUUCAUCGGGUAUCACGCGGAAUGUAAGCACCAUGAGCCGAGCCGGUCUGCUUGGAGGACGUACCGAGAAAACACCCACGCCGAUCGUCACAAAGUUCGGUUCGCAGAGGAGCAGGAAUGAGAGCGAAACAGGAACGCCCAUCACACCGUCAAGUCGUCGAUUAAGUCAACCGAUCCUCGUCGACUCGCGGCUCAACCCAGCCGCCGUUCUCACAUUCCACGGUGCCAACGCCAGCCGGGAAAGUUUAGGGAGCAUCGAUGACAGCCGGGAUUACGGACGUCAAUUGAACGUGCGGAAUCCAGAUCCUUAUCCCUAA